Messenger RNA from Mercenaria mercenaria, 1084 nucleotides. RefSeq lists its product as uncharacterized. Gene Ontology annotation, biological process: carbohydrate metabolic process. Gene Ontology annotation, molecular function: carbohydrate binding; isomerase activity. The record is from RefSeq and is a predicted model, not a curated record. NCBI's taxonomy places the organism in Eukaryota, Metazoa, Mollusca, Bivalvia, Venerida, Veneridae. Bases 188 to 1060 code for a protein of 290 amino acids. The transcript has 11 exons.
AUGUUCAUUAUGUAACAACAAAAUAUGUUACAUUCACGGGGUGAUCACGCAAAACGUUUAUAUUUACGUGUGAUCGAUGUUAAAGGAUAAGGCAUUGUUGAAGCCUGCCACGUAUUAGCCAUUAGGUUCUGUUGUAUAUUUGUGAAAUAAGAAAGUAUUCAUAUAUUGGAUAGCACAAUCAAAGUUCAUGAUGUCAAAAGGUAACAAAGGAAGCCAAAUUGUGACACUGAAAGUUGGUGACGGCUCGGAAUGCACUAUAAAUUUACACGGUGCCACUGUUACAUCAUGGAAGAAUAAAGGAGAGGACAUCUUUUUUUGCAGUGAAAAAGCAGUGUUUGAUGGGAAGAGCCCCAUUAGAGGUGGAAUUCCAAUUGUUUUCCCUCACAUGGGACUAUGGAACCUUGGACCUAAGCACGGGUUUGCAAGGAUCAAGCAGUGGAAAGUUGCAGAAACCGUCACUCAGUCAGUUGAUGAUCCGAGUUGCAGAGUAUUUAUCUUAGAAGAUGACGAAGAGACUAGGAAUAUGUGGAAUGCAAGGUUUAGGUUGGAAUAUACAGUUAAUUUGGCUGAAGAUUCUCUUAGGGUCUCUUUAAAAGUUUUCAACAAAGGUACACAAAAUUCGUUUUCAUGUGAUGAAGCUUUUAGUUUUAUGACACUAAUGCAUACAUACUUUCGAGUUGACGACGUAACUAAAGCAGGAGUGAAGGGACUGAAAGGUUUAAAGUACAAAGAUGUGAUAAAUGGAGGAGAACAUUUAGAAGAACGAGAAACUGUAACAAUUAAUAAUGAGGAAUUUGAUGGAAUUUACAAGAAAUGCCCUUGCCCAGUUGAGCUGGUUCCGGAAAUGGAUAAAACAACAUCCCGAAGAAGGCUUGUAACAAUGAAUCUAAAUGAUACAAUUGUUUGGAACCCAUGGGCAGAACGAGCUAAAGCCACGCCAGAUUUAGGGGACAAAGAGUACCACAAUAUGCUGUGUGUAAUGUCCGGAGCUGUCAGCGAACCCAACAUUCUUGGAGCUGGGCAAUACAUGACUUUCACACUGACUAUUGUCGUUGAUUAAACCUCUAAAAUGGGAUAGAGAGUA